AUGGAUAGCAUCUCCGCCAUCACGUUGACCAGAGCGGUUUCCAGGUUCCCCAGUGUUGAAUCGCUUCAAAAAUUGCCUACUUAUAAUGCUCGUGCUAAGUUAAUGUAUAAGAAGUUUUAUAGGUUAAGAAACUUAAUUGAUGAAGAAACUGAUCUUAGACAAGUGUACUGUGACGUACUUAAACGAAAGUUCACUUUGGAGAGUUUCAACAGUCGUCGCAAGAUUUUAUUGGGGGUCGAUUCUGAUAUUGCUAAAGAUUCUCCUGAUCAAUGGAGAAGAAUAGUUAACACUUAUAUUUUUGUAUUCAAUUCCACAGUCCGUCCCGAUGAGUCGCCGGUCCCGUUGGUUCAUGAACAAGAUGCCUCCAAGCAACCACCCGAGAGACUAGAGAAGUCGAUUUUGUUGAACUUGUUAAAGAUUGAUUUAAAUACGCCCAAUCACUUAAAAUUGGAUAUUUCCAAUUCGUUCCUCCGGAACAUCUCUCACGUGGCCGAGCAGAUGCUGCUGGACCUUCUGAAGAAGAAAGAGCGCCAGCUAUUCAACUUGGCGGACCCCAAACACAUUGCCUACCGAGACCAUCUCUUGAGUGUAAUGAGAUUGAAUGAAUCAGUGGGAUUGUAUUUGUGA
Molecule: messenger RNA, 627 nt
Organism: Hyphopichia burtonii NRRL Y-1933
Lineage: Eukaryota; Fungi; Ascomycota; Pichiomycetes; Serinales; Debaryomycetaceae
Exons: 1
Coding region: 1-627 (208 amino acids)
Source: RefSeq, a predicted model, not a curated record